Messenger RNA from Cuscuta europaea, 3393 nucleotides. Lineage: Eukaryota; Viridiplantae; Streptophyta; Magnoliopsida; Solanales; Convolvulaceae. The record is from the annotation of a GenBank genome assembly.
AUGAUAAAAUAGUCAAAUAGAGGCAAUAUUUUCUGUCUCAACUUCCAAUGUUUCUUAAGUUGAGAGGACACGAGAAAGAAAAAAUAAUAAGUACCCCUAAAAUAAAUAAGCAAACGAGGAGAACAGAACAGUGGAUUCUCCUACUCUCUCCGAUGCUGGUAGAUUUGUCCGCCUUUUGAUUGCUCAAACAACAACUCACAUCUGGUACGGAUUCACCUAUGAAACACCGAUAAUUCAAUGCAAUUUACACCUUUCUAAAUCGGCCUUCAACGGGAAUAGAACGUUUUUUCUUGAUUUCCAGCUGAAUCCUUUUGAUCCAUGAUUUCGUUUUCGAUUUCCGUUAUGAUUUCGUGCUGAUCGAAGUUAAGGAAUGGCAUCCAUGGUUGCAAAGGCGUGUACUCCAACAGCUACCACUCAGAUAUCACAAGUUAUGACAGUCUCAGAAAAGGGCAGUAGGAAUAAGAGGAAAUUCAGGGCGGACCCACCUUUAGCCGAUUUGAAUAAAUUCAUACCUACGAUUCAGAAUGAUUGCACAAGUUACGAAUUUUCUGUGGAUAAAUUUGGAAUAAUUCCGAGCCAUACGAGUUUCAAUGGGUGUGAUAUGUGUUGUGGAAAGCAUGAAAUAUCAGAAGGUUUAAAGCUUGACCUCGGAUUAUCAUGUGCUGUAGGGUCAUCAGAAGCAGAGUCAAGCCGGCCAACAACAACAGAAGAUGUUGAAGCUACUGAAGAUUUCCGUGAUGCUGACUGGAACGAUCUCACGGAAUCUCAGCUAGAGGAGCUUCUUUUAACUAACUUAGAUGCAAUUUACAAGAGUGCUAUAAAGAAACUAGUAUCAUGUGGUUACUGCGAAGAGAUUGCUAACAAGGCUGUAUUAAGGUACGGCUUUUGCUAUGGGGGUAAGGACAUUGUGUCAAAUAUAGUGGACAAUGCACAAGCUUUUCUCAAAACUGGCCAAGAGAUUGAUUCAUCCCAGGAGCAUUAUUUUGAGGACCUGCAACAUAUGAAAAACUAUGUUUUGGCUGAGUUAGUUUGCGUUCUGCAGGAGGUUAAGCCCUUUUUCAGCACUGGUGAUGCAAUGUGGUGCCUAUUAAUAUGUGAUAUGAACGUCUCCCAUGCAUGUGCAUUGGACGAUCCUUUGAGCUGUUUUGUUGGGGAAGGGGCUUCAAAUGAAAAUUCACCGGCUUCUUUGCAACCUCGGGUGAAAGCAGAGUCGAAAAGUAUCAAAUCCACUGCUGCAAGUUAUUGUCAACAAGCGACUUCUGCCUUUUGUGCUUAUUGUCCAUCAUCUAUCACAGCUGACACGGCUUCAACUCCACACGGGCGCAACCUUCUCUCUGAUGCACCUGCUACAGUUCCACACACAAAGCCCCAGAGCAUCCACUCUUCUGUCCUCAAUGGUCUUGUCACAGAGAAACAGGGCUCAACCAAUUUGUUUAGCACUGCUCAUAAAUCCUUUAGUGCAGCUGGAAUAUCACAUCCUCUAGUUGCAGAGAAGUUUGUUAGCAGUAGGAAAAAUUCUGGAACCACAAAGAGGGAGUAUCUUCUAAGACAAAAAUCUAUUCAUUUGGAAAAACACUACAGAACAUAUGGUUCUAAAGGGUCUAGAGCUGGAAAGAUGGGAAAGAAUUUUGGUGGGUUGCUGUUGGAUAAGAAACUGAAAGCCGUGGCAGAUUCUACUGGGCUGACUAUGAAAACUGCCCCUUUUAAGAUAAACACGACCAAAGCUGAGGAUCAGAUUCAGAGUAUCACAAACCAUAAUGUCUCAACAAGCACUGGACUUCCUUCUACAUCUAUUUUUUGUUCAGAGAAUGCUAGUGCCACCUUGUCAUUCCCUGUAUCAACUAUCCCUUCUCUAUUUCCACCGCCGACUGAGACCUCUCCAUCAUUUCCUGUUGCUGACACUGAAAAUUUUAUCCCAUUGCCUUCAAAAUGCAUCUCCAUCCAAAUGCCUAUCAGCAGUAGCAAUGAAGAACUUAACUAUGGUAAUACUGCAGGAGAUGAAAAACAUAUUACUCAAUGGGCUGCACGUGACAAGAAAGAAGAAAUGAUUCUCAAGCUUGUCCCAAGAGUCCGGGAACUGCAGAAUCAGCUUCAAGACUGGACGGAAUGGGCCAAUCAGAAGGUUAUGCAAGCUGCUCGUCGACUGAGCAAAGACAAAGUUGAGCUUAAGACACUCAGGCAGGAGAAAGAGGAAGUUGAAAGGCUCAAAAAAGAAAAGAAAAUGUUGGAAGAAAACACAAUGAAAAAGCUGCAAGAGAUGGCUAGUGCCUUAGGUAAAGCAAGUGGGCAGGUGGAUCGAGCUAAUGCUGCCGUGCGAAGGCUUGAUGUUGAGAAUGCUGUGUUAAGAAGGGAAAUGGAAGCUGCUAAAUUAUAUGCAGCUGAUUCAGCUGCCAGCUGUCGGGAGGUGUCGAUGAGAGAAAAGAAGACACUUAUUAGGUUUCAUUCAUGGGAAAAGCAGAAAAUAAUGUUCCAGGAUGAACUUGCUACUGAAAAACGCAAGUCCGCUCAGCUGCGAAAAGAUAUAGAGGGAGCAAAACAUCUCCAAAAUAAACUCGAGGCUAGAUGGAAACUAGAGCAAAAUUCAAAGGAAGAAUUUCUUUCAAAUGCAAGAUCACUAAGAAAAGAGAGACAACAAAUUGAUGCUUCAUUUAAAUCCAAGGAAGAUGCGAUCAAAUUGAAAGCAGAAGGCAACUUACAGAAGUAUAAAGAGGAUAUCGAGAAGCUAGAAAAGGAAGUAUCCCAGUUGAGGCUGAAAACUGACGCAUUGAAUAUAGCUGCUCUUAGAAGAGGCGUAGAUGGGAGUUAUGCAAGUAAACUGACGGACUUCAAAACUCAUCCACAGCCAAAAGAAAACCAUCUACACCAUAUAUCAAGACUGAUAGCUGAUUUCCGUGAUUACUGCAAACCUGGUGGGGUAAAACGGGAACGUGAGUGUGUCAUGUGUUUGUCUGAAGAGAUGUCUGUUGUUUUCCUUCCAUGUGCCCAUCAGGUGGUUUGUACAACAUGCAAUGAGCUCCACAAGAAUCAGGGGAUGAAAGACUGUCCUUCUUGCAGGAGCCCAAUCCAGCAGCGUGUUUGUGCACGUUUCCCUCGCUCUUAGCUUACAUAUGAAGAUUUAAGUCAUCCCGAAAGCAAUAAUGAUUUGUUGCGCAACUCCUGCAUACGAAUAAUAACCUUUGUAUACAAUAUUACAAGGUAGUUUGUGUCCAAUGAUUGCUACCGAUUAAAUUAAGAAAACAAUACUGGAGACAAUGUCAGGCACCGUGAGGCUUGUAAAUCACGUUCUCUUCACAUGAAUAAAGUUUGUGCUUGUUACAAGUGUUUUUCGAAACGGAGUUCAUAUGCAUACUGAUGAUAAUGAAGAGUUGUUUAUUGAUGCCAGAAUUAUUAUCA